Messenger RNA from Zophobas morio, 6050 nucleotides. Its product is annotated as cadherin-89D. NCBI's taxonomy places the organism in Eukaryota, Metazoa, Arthropoda, Insecta, Coleoptera, Tenebrionidae. Gene Ontology annotation, molecular function: cadherin binding; calcium ion binding. Gene Ontology annotation, cellular component: plasma membrane; catenin complex. Gene Ontology annotation, biological process: homophilic cell-cell adhesion. The coding region runs from base 228 to 5771 and encodes 1847 amino acids. The transcript is spliced from 17 exons. The record is from RefSeq and is a predicted model, not a curated record.
GCGAACGCAUUCACUUGUUUCUCGAAUACCACGUGCUUCAGGUGUUUUGCCGGUUUAUGGUAGUGUUGGUGCAUUGAACCAUCAGCGGCCGAGGAUUCCGCGAUUCGCCUUUUUCGCGCGGAGUGAUCGAUUUUCCGGGAGAUUUCCAGCCGCCCUUUGGAAAAUUCGGAAAAGCGGUGUUCGGUACGAUGGGAAGAUUCGGGUGACUUUCAAAUGAAGCGAAGAAAAUGAAUGGGUUGAGCUUCACGGUGUUGGUGAUAGCUGCCUUGCACUCGGUUUUGGGAUGCCAGUUCUAUCCGCCCGGAGAGUACCUCAGGUUCGUGCGAGUACCGGAGAAUUUGAGGGUCGGCGAGGAGGUGCUGAAGGUGGAGGUGCAUCCGAGGAAUAACUUGAGCUUGAGGCCCGUAGAUAAGGAUGAAGAUGUCCAUUACUUCACCUACCGAGAUCUUAAUCGGACGACCGUUUCCCUUCUCCUUGCGCGUUCCCUGGAGGACCUUGUAGAUGCCGAUAAUCCGAGGAACGUUCUGAAAUUCAAAGUGUCUUGCGAUCACGAUGAUGGAGAGGAUAUUAUUACGUCCUCUUUGUCGGUUACGGUGUACGUGGAGGACGUCAACGACCAUGCGCCCGUUUUCGUCGGGUCGCCCUAUCACGUGACGGUGGACGAACUCACCCCUGUCGGUUUGACCAUAUUCCGCGGAAUCCGCGCUCUUGACCGCGACAAACCUAACACGCCCAACUCGGACGUCCAGUAUACCAUCAUCUCCGGUAACGAGCGCGGCAAGUUCUCCUUGGACAGCACCCAUCAAGCCUUCCUCGUCCUCAAAAGACCAUUGGACUUUGACACAGGCGACCGCGAGUUUCUCCUCACCAUUUCUGCGUCGGACCGUGGUUUGCCGCCGAGGAGCACCAACACGACCGUGCGAAUUUCGGUCAGCGAUAAUGAUGAUCUUAGUCCGAAAUUUACGAAGGGGGUGUACAGGACGAGGAUUAACGAGUUCUAUCCCGUUACGGGCGAGAGAAUCCACAAGCUGCUGACCUUCGACCCCCCGAUCCACGCCUUCGAUCAAGACGUCGCCAUCGAUGCCCCCAUACGGUACGACAUCAUCGCAGGUAAUGAGCGUCACAUCUUUUCGCUGGAUCACGUCAACGGCUCGCUGUUCCUCGAACGCGAGAUUGACCUCGACGCCGAAAGGUCCUUACCCGGAAACACUUUCGUCUUGCAAAUUCAGGCCUCGCAGGUUGACAAUCCGGUGAAGACGGGCGUGGCGAGAGUGGAAGUGGAGAUAAUGGACCUGAAUGAUAACCUGCCGGAAUUCGAGGUGGACUUUUACAAUAUAAGCAUCGUGGAGAAUCUUCCGAAUGGGUUCAGCGUGCUGCAGAUCAUCGCCGUGGACCAGGACCAGGGGGACAACGCGGAGUUCUCGUAUCAGUUGGAGGACAACAGUGGGGCGUUCACGCUGGACGCGCGGACCGGCUGGCUGACGGUUAGGGACCAGAGCGUGUUGGACCGGGAGAAACGAUCAACCCUCACCAUGAGGGUCUACGCAAAAGAGAAAGUACCAAGCGUCGUUACGGACAAACUAGGAGCAUCUGCAGUCACCAUCGAAAUAACAUUGUUGGAUGCCAACGAUAACAACCCGACUUUCAUCCCUAAUAACCUGUACAACUACGUGACCAACAACGGCCUUAAAGUGGGUGAUCUUGUUGGCCAAAUCCAUGCCAUCGAUCCCGACCUGGACCGAAACGGCAUGGUGGUGUACUCCAUCCAGAAAGCCCCAAAUAACUCAGUCCCUUUCAAAAUCGACCCCAAAACCGGGAAAAUCAGUGUCAAUCAGGAGCACGUUCCCCCAGGAAGACACCUUUUGUUCGUGGAAGCGUCCGACCAACCGUUGAAUCCGAGCGAGAGAAGGUCUGCCUUAGCGGUGGUGUCCAUCGAGAUCCAGACCCAACCAGGCAGAGGUACCAACAAAGGUGUGCCCGACUUCGUGGGUGCCCCGUACGAAUUUUGGGUCGGCGGCAAUGUCGACAUCGGUACCAGCGUAGGUCAAAUCCGCAUCACCGACGUCCCUGAUCGUCGUACCAUCGUCUACGACCUGCUCCACAGCUACCACGAAGGAGUACCCUUCGCCGUGGAGGAGCGCUCAGGUACCAUCACCGUGGUCGACGACCUCGACAACUACGAUCGUCAGAACUACGACUUCGAGGCAGUGGUGACCAAUGAACGAGAUAUGUCGCUAGUGACCAACGUCACUAUUCAUGUCGUCGACCCCAAAGACGAGAAGACCAUCCUCAUGCGGACCGCCACCACCCCGAUCGAGUUCCACGUCCGCGAGAACAAGGGCAACCUUCUGAUUGGUCGGUUGGGUUUCCAGAACGCCUCCUCCUCGGCGCUUGUCUUCUCGAUAGCCAAUCAAAAGGACGUGACCGAGCACAUUGCGAUCACCUCGGAUGGUAGUCUGUACACUGUCAAGCCGCUGGACCGCGAGACAAGGGAUGUCUACAGGCUGACGGUACUCGCUGAAUACAACAAAGGCCCCGUCUCCGGCACCGGCAUCUACCAGGUCACCAUCCACGUCGACGACGACAACGACAACAAGCCGACCUUCGAGCGCACGAAAUACGAGGGCAAGAUUCGCGAGAACUGCGUCUCGGGCACCGAGGUCGACCUGAACUACCUGGUGCACGUGAGCGACAAGGACGCCGGCGCCAACGGCCAGUUCACGGUCACGAUCUUCGGCAACGGGAGCGAGAAGUUCCGUCUGGACAGGAACAGCGGCAAGAUUUUCUUCACGAGUGCGGACUCCAGGUUGGACCGGGAGGAGACGAGCGUGUUCAAUUUGCGGCUGGUGGCGAAGGACAAAGGGGGGUUGUACGAUGAGGCGAUUUUGGUGAUCAUGGUGGAGGAUGAAAAUGAUAACGCUCCGGUGUUUAUGGAGAUGGUGGUGUUCGAUAACGUGGAGGUGGUGGAGGUGGAUAGGUUGGGGAAUCGGAUUGGGCAUUUCGAGGAGGCGAAGAAUGGGACGAAGGGGACGUACGUGUUGAGGACGAAACGGACCAAGACGAAGAUGGCGCCGCUUUUUAAACUGAAGGAGGAUGCGGGGGUUGGUAGUCCGGUGGUGAAGUUAGUGGCGGAGGAUAGGGAUUUCGGGGACAACGGGGUAGUUAAGUAUGAGAUGGUUUCGGAAACUUAUAUACCGAAUGAGUACUCGGCGGAACCUUUCCACUUGACUCAGUACUUCAUGGUACAUGGUACCAAUGGGGAGAUUUCGGUUGCAAGAAAACUACCACCGGAGUCAGAAUUUCGGUUGAAUAUCUCCGCGAGUGACAAAGGAGGGUUAAGGGACCACGUUUCGGUCCGACUAGUGAUUGAAGAUGUCAACGACCAUGCUCCUGUUUUUGGAAAGUCGUGGUACAACUUCGACGUGGAAGAAUCGUCUUAUUCUAACACGAUUCUAGGGAGGGUUGAAGCCACAGAUUCCGACUUCGGUCCAAACGCCAACAUCACCUACCGGAUCACCGAAAAAGACAAAAAUUUACCGUUCACGGUUUCGCCCCAAGGGGGUGUCUUGGUCAUCAAUGGUCUCCUGGAUCGAGAGACCCAAAACAAGUACACUUUUGUCAUUUCCGCCAAAGACAACCCCAGGAGUUCCCCAAGCUUGAGUAGCUUCGUCAACGUCGAAGUCAACAUUAUAGAUGUCAACGACAAUCCGCCUGCCUUCUAUGGGUACGACGAUGUCAUUGACAACAUCCCCGUUUUUUAUGCUACCGCGUCGGAGAACAUCCCCGUGGGUACCCCCAUCACCAGGAUCUUCGCCAACGACUCUGACUAUCCUGGUAACGGCAACGGUCUCCUCCUUUUCGAUAUCCCAUACAAGAAAAAUGGUCAAAAUUUGUUUACCAUUGAUUCCAAAGAAGGAAUAGUUACUACGAUCGCGAAAUUGGACUAUGAAGCCCAAAGUACCCAUAAUAUAACCAUCGUGGCGUCGGAUUUGGGUUCGCCAAGUCGCACCUCCAGCGCUAUUCUUACCAUCAACGUAGUUGACGUCCCAGAAGACUUCCAAUCAAUGGAGCACCCAGUGUUCGCCCAUCGUUACUACGAAGUCGAAGUCGAAGAAAACGUCCCAGUACCACUACGGGUACUCACCCUGAACGUCACAGAACCCUACCGAACCCACAAGCUCCGUUUCAGUAUAGUCGCUGAAAAAACCAGCGAAGUCCGAAAAAUGUUCAGGAUUGACCCCAGAAAUGGGUCCUUGUUCAUCACCGAGAGUCCCGAUCGGGAGAAAAAAGCCCUCUACGAGUUAAUUAUUCGAUUGGACCAGUACAAAGUCGGGAGGGACAUGACCGUGAUGGUGUACCCCGUAACGAGUGAGCGUCUCGGGAAUCUGGGUUUGAACGAAGUCAAGGUAAUCGUUCGGGUAACCGACGUUAACGACAAUGUGCCUAAAUUUACCAUCACGGGACGACCCAUCGUGGCCGCCAUUCCCACGAACGCCAAUUACGGCUACCAUAUAGUGAGGCUACAAGCGAAGGACCCAGAUUUGGGUCUCAACGGCGAAGUGCGCUACCAGAUCUUGGGGCGCGCUGAUGAAGCUUCUAAGCGAUUCACCGUGGACCCGAUCACCGGUCAGGUUCGGGCCAUCGCGAACUUCAUACGGGACGCAGGGAAAGUGUACGGGUUUGAUGUGAAGGCGACGGAUCGGAGAGGGGCCGAUGAUGGAAAAUCGUCGAUAGCGAAUGUUUUUGUGUACGUUUUGGACGACCAGAAGCAGCUGGUGAUGGUGAUGGGGUUGAAGCCCACGGAAGUCGAAAAGAGUAUGGACAAUAUCACCACGAUUUUGUACAAUACGACGGGAUUUGAUAUUCGGAUUCGGAAAUUGGAGCCCCAUUCCGAGCGUAACCAGGUGGAUAACAGCGCCACGGAUAUGUACUUGUACGCUGUGGAUCCCCUUCUCAACGUCGUGGUUGAUAUGGAGCACCUCCAAAGAGUCCUCCAGCUCAAACACUCCGAAAUCGAAGCCCAACUUUCCGGCCCCAAGGUCCUCGCCGUGGCUAGCGGCAUCACCGAGAACUUCCGCGCCAAACGCCAGCGCGUCAUCCUCUCCUCCCUCGAGAUCGGAGUCGUCAUCCUCGGCUGCGUCAUCUUCAUAGGCGCCCUCGCUACCGCCCUCUGCGUCCUGUGCGCCCGACGGAGAAAGCGAAGGCUCCUCCAGAAGAGUUUCGCGCAGCCACUAGGUUACACCAUAGGCACUCUAGGCAAGCCCACUCUCUUUCCGGCCGCGCUAACCGAAGGCCUCCACUACGACGGCGGCCACGACGUGGUGCACCACCACCACGACAGGAAUUGCCCCAGGGGCGCCAGCCGCCGGCACACCUUCAGGGAGAGGUCCAGGAGUUCCGGGUGCAUAGAGAAGUCGAUCACGUCGCUGCACUCCAGUGGCCAGGACUCGGGGAUCGUGGACGCCGCCGUCCACUGCCAGUGCGGGAUAUCGAGCUCGCACUCGUCGGAGGAAAGCAGCAAUUAUGAGGACUCUCUUCAGUCCGUGCCGCAGAGAAAGUCCCGGUCGGCCUCCAUCCGUCAAGUCGAGCUCAGUUCGACGAGGAAUUCGCACCAGAGGAGGUCGCGGAAUCGCUCCAUCAGCGAAGAUAUAGUCCAAGGGGGCGCCCUACACAGGAUGAGGUCUCUGGGGCACAUACCAGCGCCCCCACCCAUGAUGGUUUCAGGGCCUUCCACUUUGCGGCGCUCCUCAGAUAGAUUAAUCGUAGGUUAAGAGCUAUGUAUCGUAUUUUUGCUAAGAAUGAUAAGUUACCAACAGUUGUUGUAAAUAUUGUGUCUAUCGACAGCUACUCGUACCGUGACUAAUAAUAUUUAAAAGUAUUUAUUUAAGAUGGCCUACUGUGCAAUAUGGAUGUAUAUAGUGUUGUAACUAAUGUAUUGUAAAUAUUUGUAUAUGACGUAAGCUGGAUAUUUUUGUAAAUGUAGCCAAUAUUGGAAUAAAAUUUGAAAGACGGCGGUUUGGUUCGAAUUAGGCAACCCAAAAUGCAUAUGC